This is a messenger RNA of Chaetomium globosum CBS 148.51, 333 nucleotides long. RefSeq names its product 60S acidic ribosomal protein P1. Gene Ontology annotation, cellular component: cytosolic large ribosomal subunit; ribosome. The coding region runs from base 1 to 333 and encodes 110 amino acids. Gene Ontology annotation, biological process: translational elongation; cytoplasmic translation. Lineage: Eukaryota; Fungi; Ascomycota; Sordariomycetes; Sordariales; Chaetomiaceae. The record is from RefSeq and is a predicted model, not a curated record. Gene Ontology annotation, molecular function: structural constituent of ribosome; protein kinase activator activity; ribonucleoprotein complex binding. The transcript has 4 exons.
AUGUCUACCGCUGAGCUGGCCACUUCGUACGCGGCGCUGAUCCUCGCCGACGACGGCGUCGAGAUCACCUCCGACAAGAUCCAGACCCUCAUCAAGGCUGCUAACGUCGCCGAUGUUGAGCCUAUCUGGGCUUCAUUAUUCGCCAAGGCUCUUGAGGGCAAGGAUGUGAAGGACCUUCUCUCUUCUGUCGGCUCGGGUGGCGGCGCCGCUGCCCCCGCCGCUGGCGGCGCUGCUGCCGCUGCUGGCGGUGCUGCUGAGGAGGUCAAGGAGGAGGCCAAGGAGGAGGAGAAGGAGGAGUCGGACGACGACAUGGGAUUCGGUCUUUUCGACUAA